AUGCAACGCAUUGCUGACUGUAGCAGCUCAGAUGGCAUAGAUAUUGUUGGGUUCUGUAGGCAGGCGGUUGUAAUGGAUAGGGAGCGCGCGCGUGCGGACGAGAGGCGUGAGGGCCACGAAAGAUGUACAGCAAUGCGGGGAGCGGCCCGAAAGAAAUGUGCUGAAAGAAAGCUGUUGACGGUAAAGAACAGAAGAAAAAGAAGUUCACGACAGAUGGCACAACAAUCUGAACUACUCGAUAGCUUGGUUGGGGAGAACGACUCUCGAUCGGAGAUCUUUCGGAAAUUGCUGAAACAUGAACAACGCGAAACACCGCCACGUUUGUCGCCAGCCGUCGAUGGUCUCUCGAAUGAUUCUAGUGUUUCUACAGAUAACAGUAACAGCAAUGAUGAAGAUACUGGGAAACCAUGUGUAUUACUUCCGAAAAGUAGCGAUGACAAUCAGGGAUCACUGUUGGAUAGAAAGGAUGAAAUUCAGCGGCUGCUUUCGAAAACCACCAAGCAAGAAAUGCCACAGCUCGACAAUGAAUGUCAGAAUGCUGCAUGUGGGCAAGACAAUGGUACUGAUCCUGAAUCGGCAGCAACAUCGUCAGUUCAUUCAGAUGAUACGCCACCCCGUUUAACUGCUGCCCAAGUUAGCUCGUCAUUUUCAUCAAGUUUAAUGGAUGGCGAAGAAAGCCGUGGAGAAUACUGUGACGAUAAUGCGUCACCUCCACCUCUUGACAAGUACGCAUCUGCUACAUCGUCACCAAUAGUUCCUGGAUCCAAAGCAAGAGAUUCAACAGUAUGGACUUUACGCCUCAGGCGACGUCCAUUUCAUACAUCUCUGCUGAGUGCUGCUUCUGAGGCUGGUCCUUCGGUGAAUAAGAAAAGUUGCUCAGAAACGGAUUGGGCGAAUAGAUUGGCGGAAGUACUCAGAGAGUUGCAUCCCAGUCAGCUAGUGCUAGCGAAGGAAACCAUCCAUUCAACGGUUGUCAAAAUUUUGGCUCAAGAAAUAGCAUCUGAUAUAUCAUGUCUUAUGAAUCUGAUUGAAAACCACGAUCGCCGCGCUGCUGCUUUCGAAAGAGUUCUUAAGGAUUUGAAGAAAUUUAAAGCUGAUUACACUUAUGAUUCCACUCUGUAA
Molecule: messenger RNA, 1122 nt
Organism: Loa loa (African eye worm)
Lineage: Eukaryota; Metazoa; Nematoda; Chromadorea; Rhabditida; Onchocercidae
Exons: 7
Coding region: 1-1122 (373 amino acids)
Source: RefSeq, a predicted model, not a curated record